Molecule: messenger RNA, 480 nt
Organism: Penicillium mononematosum
Lineage: Eukaryota; Fungi; Ascomycota; Eurotiomycetes; Eurotiales; Aspergillaceae
Exons: 3
Coding region: 1-480 (159 amino acids)
Source: RefSeq, a predicted model, not a curated record
AUGAGGUGUAUAGUGAGGAUUUGGCGGCGUCGUUCUCGAACUGGGUCCUGGGAGAAUCAAAUUCAUCGUUAUGAUACCUCUUCCGUCAAACAUAUCUAUGCCGUUGAACCUAACCUCCACUUUAGAGACGCUAUAUAUGUCAACUUGAACAAGCAUGGCCUGCGGGACAGAUGUACGCUUAUAGCUUAUGGCGUUAAAGAUAGCGAUGUUCUGAGAGCAGAGGGAAUCACAGAGAGGGCUGCUGUGUGCCGUAAAGGAUCCAAACGACGUGAUAAAGGAGGCGUGGAAGCUGCUCAAACCUGGAGGCAAGUUUAUAUUCUGGGAGCACGGAUGCAGCAGGAAUCGCUUGACGAGUGUAGCGCAAGCCUGCUGGAGUCCUACAUGGAGCACAAUUGUCGGAUGACCCUUGACCCGGAACGUGUUGGCGGACAUCCUCAACAGUGGAGUGUGGGAAAAUCCGAACGAGAUCGAAGAACCUGA